UACUCUUCCCGAUGGGCUCUCGGUGCUUAGGAAAAAGCUCUUCUUUCCUCCUUGUUGGCUCACAAUGUGUGGAUUUAAGAGAAUUUGCCAGUAUAUAUCAUAGGGUUUAAGGUUUCAACCGAAUGGCGGCGGAUGCGGUGCGAGCGGAGCAAAUCAAGCAGACGAUCAUUGCCCUUGGGGACGAGAACUUCAGGAAACUAGUCGAUCCAAGGCCAGGUGAGAUCGUUGCGUCUCUGCCAUUCCCCGGUUUGCCCUGGUCUAGAACAGGCACGAGGCCGCCUAAGGUCUUCGAUUUUGUAACUCGGCAGGAAUACGGGAAGAUACUUUCGCGUCUUGUUGAAAAGAUUGGGGAGAACCCAUCCUUGGAUGUCUCAUGCGUAGUUUCCUUGAGUGGCGUAAAGGGUUCAGGGAAAUCAUGUUUUUUGCGGGCCUUGGCCAUCUUGCUUAUCUCGGCCCAGAUUCCGAAAGUCAGGAUCAUAUGCAUCUGGUACUUAGAUGCGACGGCCCCUCUCGUCCCACAGAUUACGGCCGCACUCUACUUCGCCUUCAGCGAUGACGCCGAAGCUGUCGAGAAGAUUGGGUUUAUUGACUCCCCUGACAGCCUGGAUGCUUUUCUGAAAAUCAGAGUUCAGAAUGAGAAGUUCUUUCUCUUGGUUGAUGGCGCAGAACGCUACGAUAAGUCACACAAGAACGGUUCACCUAGGCGUUUGGAGGAUACAGAAGAUGCACAGGCAGCCAGACGCUGGCUAGAUGUCUUUUACAAGUGGUCUACUCACAGGUUCCAGACAUUUUCCCACAACGUAACUCGGGUGGACGUAACACAUAUCAACGAGCAUUUCAACUGUCUUUUCACCACGGAGGAGUACAAUACAUUUCUCACGACUUGUAAAAUUCUCGGCCCGAUGCUCCGAGAGAAUCCUGACCGUGUCGCUGUGGUGGACCAUCUUGCUGGGAGACAUCCUAUGUCCUUGUACCUGCUCGAGGAAAAAUGUGCGCAGUACGUGAACACAAUAACUGGUAAUGCUUUCAACAAGCGGAAAGUUGAGAAUCCGCUCGCGAUGGCCGUAUUGAAGCGGAAGACUGAAACCGGGCCGGUGCCCGCUAGGUUUACGACUGAGAUAGUUUCGUCUGCUUAUUGUUCGCCACCCGGCCAUAAAUUCCUUGCUGAUGCUUGCGACUGGAGUGAGGUUGUCUGGUUAUUCAGGGAGGAUGAAAAUUUCCAGUCAAUGCGGAAGCAGCCCGAACUUGUGGACGGAUUUCUUCUCCCUAUUGCCGGCCAGGAGUCUUCAAUUCCGUGCACUCCGUUUAUCCGAGAACUCGAUCUCCAGAUGCGUUUGUUAAGGAGGGAGAGGCAUGCGUACCGAACUCCGCAGAUGCGUGCGCUCCUUCAACAGCUACUGAAGGAAAGGAACACCGUUUGGCCCCAAGUAGGAUACAUAUGCGAGGGGAUUGUAGCAGAGGCUGUAUUGGACGAGGGCUUCUGUUUUCGAGGCACCAACUACCAGGCGGAUCGGGUUGAAAGUUUAUCUGGCAAGCCGAAGCUGAUAACCGCCAGCGACUUGAACACGAACGAGAAGGUUUUCUACAUGACAGGAUCGUUUAAUUUCAAGUACGUUGACGGAUUGCUUGUCUGGAAGGACGGGCACGGAAUGCUGCACUUCUGGUUCGUUCAGGUGUGCCUUAACCCCGGAGCUCACAGGGGUACAGAGUUUAAGUUCGUGCGUCGAGAAGAAUUUAUACAGUGGACAAUCCUUACUGAUCCUUUCAAGCUAUAUUAUGUGUACGUCUGCCCGAGGCCGACUUCUCUUCCGUCGGAGGAGCACGAGGAAAACAGGACGUUAGAACAAGGAACUCCGGAGAAGACUAACAAGCCGACAUCCAGGAAGAAAGGAACUCCGGAGAAGACUAAGGGCACUAAGAACAAGGAAGCGAAGGAACUGGUGACGCAUUAUGAGCAGGACGACGGCACAGUUGCAUACACAAAAGCAGAGAUUUCUUUUGACAGGUGUUUGCGGUUGACAGAGGAGGAAAUUGCGCUGCUAAAGGAGUUGGGCAAAUUGAGGGAGAGGCUUGCAAACGAAAAGAAGGCCAAGAAGAAGCAGAGAGAGAACGAAGAGGAUGAGCAGCUGGCCGACAAACAGAAAUACCGUGGGAUGUUUCUCAGAGCGGAAUUGCAGGACAUUGCUGAGAAGUACGGAAUCCCAGAUGCGUCCUCAAGGAAGAAGUUCCCCAGCACACCCGACCUGAUUCUAGCGAUUCCACUCAACGGUUUAAUGGAAGCUGAAGUUGCUAAAAUGAAAGCCAAGCAGAAAGCCGGGCGCAAACGGUUGAAGCAUUAUCUAAAUUAAGCGUGAAUUCCUGUU
This is a messenger RNA of Selaginella moellendorffii, 2363 nucleotides long. RefSeq lists its product as uncharacterized. Lineage: Eukaryota; Viridiplantae; Streptophyta; Lycopodiopsida; Selaginellales; Selaginellaceae. The record is from RefSeq and is a predicted model, not a curated record. The transcript has 6 exons. Bases 123 to 2348 code for a protein of 741 amino acids.